Messenger RNA from Helianthus annuus (common sunflower), 1444 nucleotides. Its product is annotated as heptahelical transmembrane protein 1. Gene Ontology annotation, cellular component: membrane. Gene Ontology annotation, biological process: response to hormone. NCBI's taxonomy places the organism in Eukaryota, Viridiplantae, Streptophyta, Magnoliopsida, Asterales, Asteraceae. The coding region runs from base 159 to 1223 and encodes 354 amino acids. The record is from RefSeq and is a predicted model, not a curated record. The transcript has 4 exons. Gene Ontology annotation, molecular function: signaling receptor activity.
AGCAGUUGUUUCCAAACAGCCUUAAAUACAUACCCCAAUCUCCCUCACAACACUCCCAAACUUUCAUUCAUUCAUUCAUACAAUCAAUCGAUUUCAUUUCCAAUUUGUGAUUAAAGAUUACUCUACAUUCAGAUUUGGUUAUAAAAGAUUCAAGAAACAUGAAUUCCAAUAAAGGGUCUGUUCGAAUGCGGAAAUCGAAAGAAACCAUGAACAACAAAUCAACGAUCAAGAACCAAAAGAAGAUCGAAACAGAGACUCAAAACACGUACCCAUUAUUGAGUUUUGAAGAAUUACCAGAAUACAUGAAGGAUAAUGAGUUUAUUUUGGAUCAUUACAGAGUUAAUUGGCCCUUAAAGCAAGCAUUUUUCAGCUUGUUUCAUUGGCAUAAUGAAACCCUAAAUGUUUGGACACACUUGAUUGGAUUCUUUGUCUUUGUGGGUCUAACAAUUGGAAACAUGAUGCAAGUCCCUGAAGUUUUGGAUUUCCUCAAUGUUUUAACAUGGUCUGUCCCGUUAAAUCCAGGCGCAAACGCUUCAAAUGUUUCAAUGAUGGACACACCAAAACUCAUAGACUUGAAGCACAUACCAUCACAAGAUAUGGACAUACCGCCGCUACUAAUGGCGGAAACACGGUGGCCGUUUUUCGUAUUCUUAGCCGGAGCAAUGUUCUGCCUCCUCUCCAGCAGCACCUGCCACCUCUUCGGCUGCCACUCGCACCGCUUAAGCCUUCAACUCCUCCAACUCGAUUACGUCGGCAUCACCAUCAUGAUCAUCACCUCGUUCUUCCCGCCAAUCUACUACAUAUUCCAAUGCAGUCCUCUCUGGCAGUUCAUCUACCUCGGCGGUGUCACCACCAUGGGUGUUUUUACCAUUAUAACCCUACUAUCGCCCGCACUCUCUAGUGGAAAGUUUCGCUCUUUUCGUGCUUUUUUGUUCAUGGCAAUGGGCCUUUUUGGGUUGAUACCUUCGGUCCAUGCUGUCUACUUGAACUGGAAUGAACCACAAAGAAACACCAUGUUGGCGUAUGAGUUGGUUAUGGCGCUUUCUUAUUUGAUUGGUACUAUGUUCUAUGUUACACGAAUCCCAGAACGGUGGAGACCCGGUUGGUUUGAUUUGGCGGGUCAUAGCCAUCAAAUCUUUCAUUGUUUCGUGAUUAUGGGUGCGUUGGCUCAUUAUGGUGCGGCUUUGGUGUUUCUCGAGUCUUGGGGUCGAGCUAGCUGUUAGUAGUAUCAGUUAUUAUUGGCAAUCAUUUAACUAAUGUUUUAGAACAUGUGGAUCAUACACAUCUGCAUGUUUUAAAACAUUAGUUGGAGGUUGUAAAUAUGGUUAAUAUGUUUUGUUCUCUUCAGUAUUGUUUAUGUUAUCAUAUUGUUGUACCAUCAGAAGGCAUGGCAUGUAUAAGUAAGUUGUAGCAAAUUUAAUACAGAUUAUUUCAUUUAUUUAUA